Anopheles nili is the source of this 2202-nucleotide messenger RNA. RefSeq names its product ionotropic receptor 75a (gene Ir31a). Gene Ontology annotation, cellular component: membrane. NCBI's taxonomy places the organism in Eukaryota, Metazoa, Arthropoda, Insecta, Diptera, Culicidae. Gene Ontology annotation, molecular function: ligand-gated monoatomic ion channel activity. Bases 1 to 2202 code for a protein of 733 amino acids. The record is from RefSeq and is a predicted model, not a curated record. The transcript is spliced from 13 exons.
AUGCUCAAGGUUUCAACCCACCGGUAUCUAAACAACACCGUCAGCUGGCUUUUGGUGGCUCGAAACGCCUCCCAAGCAGCGAUCCAAAGCACGCUCUGGCAAACUCGGGGCAUUCAAAUGAACACGGACUUGCUAACGGCCGUCCAGCGCCCGGAAGCCGACGAGUACGACCUGUUCGAUGUGUACGCGAAGGGACGACACCUGUGCAAGGACAUAUACCAGUCGUGGUUCGGUAGUUGGCGACAGGGUGUUGGAUUCACCUUGACGACAAAUUACAGCGCAUACAGGACACGUCAGAACUUUAACUUCUUACAGCUGCGUGGAGUCACAGUGAUCGAUCGAGAGAACGUCACCUCCGACAUGGUGGAUGGGCUGCUUAGCGAACCCGGUCUCACAAAAGGCAUAGUGGCCUUCGUCAAGUAUCACUACGCGUUGCUGGUGGUGUUGCGAGAUUUUCACAACUUUACCAUAAAAUAUCGACCAACACGCGGAUGGGCGGGCCGGCUUCGUUCGGGCUAUCGACUAGGGUUGCUUGGGGUGGUACAACGCCACGAAACGGAUGUCGCCGCGACGGGCAUCAUCAUGCGGUUGAGUCGCCAGCCGGAACUGGACUCGAUCCACUACAGCUGGGCGUUCGAAACUGGUUUCAUCUACAAAAUCACACCGGACAUUGGCAGCAAAUCGGAAGGAAACGGCUUCGUCGCUCCAUUUUCGACGUCCGUCUGGAUCGCGCUGCUUCUCUCGGUCGCCCUGUCGGUGGUGGUGCUAAGGCGGUUGGCCCGGUGUUCCGAACGGUGGGCCCAUCGAAACGUGGAGCCAACUCGCGCCAUUAUGGCGUACGUGCUGGACGUGGUGUCAUGCGUGGCCCAACAGGGCGUCCCACACGUUUCACGUUGCGUACCGGCACGCAUCGCCGUCAUGGUGCUGCUGGUUGCUAAUUUGGUGCUGUACAACUACUACACCUCGACGGUUGUCAGCGGGUUGCUGAGCGCGAAGAUGAUCGGUCCGGAGACGAUCGCGCAGGUGAUCGACAGCCCGCUGAAGCUUUCCCUGACGGACACCGGCUAUCAUCGCAUCCUGCUGCGGGAGCAAACGCUACCGUACAGCACGCGCAUGCACGAUCGAAAAGCGGUUCUGGAACGAUCGCCCGAUGAGCUGCCCUUGUUUACGGACGUUGAGCAUGCGGUGCCUUAUCUGCGACGCGGUGGCCACGUGCUGCAUUGCGAGCUGACGGAGGUUUAUCCCACGAUCGCCAACCAAUUCACCGCCAACGAGAUAUGCGAGCUUCGGACGGUCGAGGGUCUGUACAAGUAUGACAUCCGCGUGAUGGCAUUCGUCCUGCCAAAACACAGCAUGUACAGUGAGAUGUUUAAAAUCACGUUGAUGCGGGCACAGGAAACGGGCGUCGUAAAGCGGAUUUAUAGGAUCCAGAAGAUAGCCAAACCGAUCUGCCAGGGAAGUGCAACGGUCUACUCGGUGGCGCUGACCGAGGUUUCGCUGGCGUUCAUUAUAUUAGGAGCGGAACUAAGCGGUGCAACCCGAGACACCAACUACUUAUCACCUUUCACUAACACCGUGUGGUAUGCGACCGCAUUACUUCUGCUUCUCGUGCUGCUGGCAUUGCAAUUCGCGGGCACCGAGCAGCCAUCGUUCUCCCUCGAUCACUGUUUGAUCGACAUGAUCGGAUUGAUCGCCCAACAGGGCACAACGCAGACAUCUGCCAGGUUUCCCCUGCGGCUAGUGUUGUACGCAGUGUUGCUGAUGAAUUUCCUUCUGUACAACUACUACGCCGCCUCGAUCGUCGGAGAGUUGCUGAGUGGCACCAAUGAGGGUCCCCAAACGAUCGACCAACUGGCGAAAGCCCCACUAUCGGUGGUGUUUAACGAUGACUCCUACAAUCGAGCCCUUACCGAGGACAACGAGACGCUAGCCAGCGUACGGAAACUCAACCCCAAACAGCGACCGGUGUUGACUCGGGCGACGGAAGUGGGCAUAAUUCGGCGGUUGCUAAAAACGUACCACCACGAAAUGCCACCCUGCCAAGCCGGACCGAUCGUGCACGCCGUCGUGCUCGCAGGAGUUGCGACCCCAUUCACCAUUUUAGGUGGUGGAAUGGUGAGCUCUCUCGUGAUCCUCGCAGCCGAACUGAUCGUUCACCACGUGCAGAGAAAGCGUGGCUUAGCGAAACAGCACCGCGCCUAA